UACUUCCUCGAUACGCUGGGUGACCAGGCUGAGCCUAGCUACCAAAGCUAGAGCAGCUGUAUAACGUUAGCUGACUGAGUUUAGGAGCUGAAAGGUCGCGAUUAUUGUUGCCAGCUCUCCAGUUUAGCUAAUGUUACCUAACGAAGAUCAGAAGAUGGAGCCCCCAGGGGAAGUACUGAAUAACCAGACGGAACAGGCGGCGAUUUGCUUCAAAGCUUUUAUGCUUAAGAACAGCACGAAGUCAAACCUCAAUCUGUAUGACCACUUGGUGCGCUUGCUGACCAAGGUGAUGGACGAGCGGCCGGAGAAUGCCGUGGACGUGAUCGAGGACAUGAGCCGGGAGGUGAAGCGGGCGGGGCUGCGGGACACUCAGGGCACCCUGCGGGACACGCCUACCAUCUCCGCCGCCCAGCUGCUGGCUGAGCAGCAGAGGGCGCUGUUCUCCCGGGGGGGCGGAGAUGAGGCUGAGACGGAGGAAGAACUGGUAGAGACUCCCCUUCCCAAUGUGGCUGAGCUGAGCUUUUACCUGGAGCAGGCUGGGGUGGGCCUGGGCCGGGAGGAGACGCAGCGGAUCUCCCUGGCGCUCAAGCAGCUGGUGGACACACAGCCACUGCAGCGCUGUCGCUUCUGGGGCAAAAUUCUGGGCACAGAGGGAAACUACCUGGUGGCAGAGGUGGAGUACAGAGAGGGGGAGGAGGAGGAGGAGGGCAGUGCACAGGAGGAGGGGGCAGAGGAGGACGCAAAAGAGGGCGGGGACAACGAUGAGGGGGAGGAGGAGGAGGAGGCACAGGAGAUCGACCCUCUCCCUAUAUCCACCUAUAAGCCGCCCCCUGUGGUGCCAAAGGAGGAGAACCGCACCGGGGUGAACAAGUUCACGUACUUUGUGUGCCGAGAGCCGGGGCUGCCCUGGGUGAGGCUGCCCGCGGUCACGCCAGCCCAGAUCACCGCCGCCCGCCAGAUCCGCCACUUCUUCACCGGUAACCUGGACGCCGCUAUCGUCGCAUACCCCCCGUUCCCCGGCAACGAGGCCAACUACCUGCGGGCCCAGAUCGCCCGCAUCUCGGCCGGCACGCAGGUCAGCCCGCUGGGGUUCUACCAGUUUGGGGAGGAGGAGGGCGAGGAGGAGGAGGAGACGGCUCGAGACAGCUUCGAGGAGAACCCAGAUUUCGAGGGCAUCCCGGUCCCUGAGAUGGUGGACUCGCUGUCCAACUGGGUGCACCACAUCCAGCACAUCCUGCAGCAGGGCCGCUGCGUUUGGGUCAACCUGGCUGAGAAGCCCGAGGAAGACUUUGAGGAAGAGGCAGAGGAGGAGGAGAAAGAGGAGGAGCCGGAUGAGCCGGAGCCAGAGGUGGGGCCACCCCUGCUCACCCCGCUGUCUGAGGAUGCAGAAAUCAAUAACACCCCUCCCUGGAACUCCAGGAUGUCGUCCACCCUCAUCCCCCAGUACGCAGUGGCUGUGCUGCGCUCCAACCUCUGGCCAGGGGCUUACGCCUACGCCACAGGGAAGAAGUUUGAGAACAUAUAUAUCGGCUGGGGCUUGAAAUUCGUGGGAGAGGGGUACACCCCACCCGUGCCCCCGGCGCCCCAGCACGAGUACCCCAGCGGGGAGGAGAUCACAGAGGCCCUUGACCCCUCCCUGGAGGAGGAGCAAGCAAUGAGGGCAGCCCUUGAGGAGCAAAGGGCAGCCCAGGAGGAGGCUGAGGAAAUGGAGGGAGAUGAGGAGGAGGAGGAGGAAGAUGACUGA
Megalops cyprinoides (Indo-Pacific tarpon) is the source of this 1744-nucleotide messenger RNA. RefSeq names its product radial spoke head component 4A (gene rsph4a). Bases 131 to 1744 code for a protein of 537 amino acids. NCBI's taxonomy places the organism in Eukaryota, Metazoa, Chordata, Actinopteri, Elopiformes, Megalopidae. Gene Ontology annotation, cellular component: radial spoke; axoneme. The transcript is spliced from 7 exons. The record is from RefSeq and is a predicted model, not a curated record. Gene Ontology annotation, biological process: axoneme assembly; cilium assembly; cilium movement involved in cell motility.